Molecule: messenger RNA, 1082 nt
Organism: Zootermopsis nevadensis
Lineage: Eukaryota; Metazoa; Arthropoda; Insecta; Blattodea; Termopsidae
Product: farnesol dehydrogenase-like
Molecular function (GO): oxidoreductase activity
Source: RefSeq, a predicted model, not a curated record
UCACGUUAAUGAUGAAGGCCAUGACAAGGCAGCUUUCAUUCGACUCUCCUUCUUAUCUCAUGCGUAUAAAUCUCACUGAUUUCUCGCAGCUAACGCAGUAACGCAAGGACAGUCAGAGAGUUCAAGUGCAAUUUCUUCAGACGGAGUUUCAGAGAGGAAAGUUUCGACAGAGAAGCAACGUAUUUCUACAAUGGAGCGUUGGUCAGGUCGUGUUGCCGUGGUAACGGGAGCCAGUGCUGGGAUAGGAGAGGCCAUCACCCAGGAACUCGUCAAGAAAGGGCUCAAAGUGGUCGGACUGGCGCGCAGAGUGGACAGAGUCGAAGCUUUGAAAAAUUCCCUCAAAUCGGCAACAGGGAAAUUAUACCCAUUAAAGUGUGACGUCAGCAAAGAGUCAGAGGUCAGGGAAGCCUUCAAGUGGAUCAAGACCAACGUCGGGGGAGUGGAUAUCCUCGUCAACAACGCGGGAGUAGCAUCCUUCAGUAACCUCAUAGAUGGACCAACGGAGUUGUGGAGAAAAAUCUUUGAUCUCAACGUCCUGGGUCUCAGUGUGUGCACCAAAGAAGCGCUCCAGUCCAUGAAGGAGAGUGGAGUGGACGACGGACACAUCAUCCACAUCAACAGCGUUGUUGGUCACAAACCACCCUCAAACGUAGGAAUAGCAAUGUAUUCUGCAUCCAAACACGCUGUUACAGCGCUGACUGAGGGGCUUCGUCGAGAACUGGUGAAGCAGAAUUCCAAGAUCCGGGUCUCUAGCGUGAGUCCUGGAGCUGUACGUACAGAAAUAGCAGAGGCAUCGGCCUUCCCGAAAGAAGCAUUUGAAUCUUUAGGAAACAUGCCAUACCUGAACUCGAAAGACAUCGCAGAUGCCGUGAUAUACGUUCUGGGAACCCCUCCACAUGUACAGAUCCACGAACUGACUAUAAAGCCAAUUGGAGAGAUGUUCUAAAAAAAGAAGGGUUUUGGCUAAACAAUGACGCAAACCAAUCCACAGUUUCUAUACUCUGUUGAAUCAACCCUUCAAGAAUCAUUAAAUGUUUUCAAUGUAUCAUUGCAGCAAGAAAAUAAAUAGUAUUUAAACAUUU